Vigna radiata var. radiata (mung bean) is the source of this 1282-nucleotide messenger RNA. Its product is annotated as transmembrane protein 64. The transcript is spliced from 5 exons. Bases 260 to 1198 code for a protein of 312 amino acids. Lineage: Eukaryota; Viridiplantae; Streptophyta; Magnoliopsida; Fabales; Fabaceae. The record is from RefSeq and is a predicted model, not a curated record.
UAUAAAUAUAAGAAGACGAAGGUGCCUUGUUUGAAGUUUGAAAAUGAAACAUCGGUGAAUUCCAAACUUCUUCUUUUUCUUGGCUUACGCGUUGAACUUCCUCCGUCCGCCGUCCACGGUGGUCGCCGACUCCCUCCGACGGCCAAGCUCUGCCGAGGUUAAUCUAGGAACCUGUCGCUUACUCUCAGCUUGUUACUGCAACACUCUCUGAUUCUUUUUCUCCUUCUUCUUCCUCUUCUUGCUUUUAUCUGGCCUCACAAUGAUGACACCAGAAUCAUCAAAGGAGUUGGAAAAGCAUGCAAUCUCAAGUCAUCAUGUGAGGGGGACUAGUGAAUAUGUUAGACUUGCCAUAUCUGAUGAACCGAGGGCUGUCGAAAAUGAAAUACUGCAGCCUGUACCAGUAUCGAGAAUUAAAUCUUUCAGGUGGUGGGUGAAAGCCUUUUUCUGGUGCUUUGUCGUAGUUGUACUUACUCUUGUUAUAGUGAAAUGGGGAGUGCCAUUUACUUUCGAAAAGAUAAUUUACCCAAUCAUGGAGUGGGAAGCGACCACUUUUGGCCGUCCAGUUCUUGCCCUUGUACUUGUUGCUUCUCUGGCUUUAUUCCCAGUAUUUUUUAUCCCUUCUGGCCCUUCCAUGUGGUUGGCUGGGAUGAUUUUUGGUUAUGGCCUUGGCUUUGUUAUAAUAAUGGUUGGCACAACCAUUGGGAUGGUCCUCCCUUACUUAAUCGGACUAGUUUUCCGUGACCGCAUUCAUCAAUGGUUAAAGAAAUGGCCCAAGAAUGCCGCAAUGAUUAGACUUGCUGGGGAAGGGAGUUGGUUCCAUCAAUUUCAAGUAGUUGCUUUGUUCAGAGUUUCACCUUUUCCGUACACCAUUUUCAAUUACGCUGUAGUUGUGACCAAUAUGAGGUUUUGGCCGUACUUAUGUGGAUCAAUAGCAGGAAUGGUGCCAGAAGCUUUCAUUUACAUCUACAGUGGUCGAUUACUGAAGACCUUGGCAGACGCACAGUACGGGAAGCACCGAUUAACAACUGUAGAAAUUGUGUACAACAUAAUUUCUUUCAUAGUUGCUGUUCUUACCACCAUUGCUUUCACUGUUUAUGCAAAAAAGGCCCUUAAUGAACUCAAUAUUGCAGAGGCCAAUGAGGAAGCUGCCUCUGUAUCAGGGAGUACUACUCUUGAGAUUGAGAAGGGUUCCCAUUGAAAUAAAAUAUCCCACGAUAUUAGUGUAUAUUUAUGUAUCUAAAUUUGAUUUAGGACUACAUGCACCAUAGUGCUUUUUACCCUC